ACCCGAGCUAGCUCUCCCUCUCCUCCCGAUCUCAGCCGCCAUGAGGCGACCGACCCCAGCGACGCUCGAUCCGGUGCUACACUGGCCGCCGGUCGACGCCAGCGAGGAUUUGUGCCCUCUCCCGACCAACGUCUCUCUCUCGCGAAAUAGGAUUGGGCGCCCCUACCGUUUUCCUGGUUGAAGGCGGCCAGAGCGCCGCACGGGAGGCCUUUGUCGAGCGAAGCCCUGGAUCACGGUGUUCCUGCGGAGGGACAGGGCGGUGGAUUCGAGGAUGGGCGCGGCAGGCGGAGCUCUGUCCUCCUUUGUCCUCUCCCAUCGAGCGUUGGAUCGAAGAAGCAUCUCCUCCCCCCACCUCCAUCCCGUCUCCUCUCCUACAUCGGCCACACCACGCCGCGCUCAUGGAGCGGAGUCACAGAAGCACGACGCUGACUGCGGUGGAGUGAGGAGAGCUCGUCCGGUCGUCUUGUCCCUCCAAGGCAGGAUCAGGCCCAACCUCCACGCCACCAGCUCCACCCCAUAUCUCUUGCCUUUCCGCUGGUUCAAUGGUGCCUUCAGCAAAGUCACCGAGGCUGGUCAUGUUGCCGGCUCAAGAACAACAGAAAAGUUCCAGAUAGUUGUGUCAAAUAUAUCAGCCAAAGGACCUGCUGUCGUUGCUUGAGCUUGUUGAGUUUGUUCUGGGAGCUGCUCUUCCUGGGGAAAAUCUGUUGGAAACCUUGAGCAAGCAUCUAAUGUUGGCUGUGUCAUCAAGCUUUGGCUUGUAACUGUUUAUUUUUCUCCUUCUCAUCUUCUUCUUUUAGGGGGUUUA
Messenger RNA from Triticum dicoccoides, 805 nucleotides. RefSeq lists its product as uncharacterized. NCBI's taxonomy places the organism in Eukaryota, Viridiplantae, Streptophyta, Magnoliopsida, Poales, Poaceae. The record is from RefSeq and is a predicted model, not a curated record. The transcript has 3 exons. Bases 272 to 658 code for a protein of 128 amino acids.